AUGUCGCUAAUUUACGUCAACACCGUUCUCAAUAUGGUAUUCAAGUACAAGGACAUCAUCGUGCGUGCCGCUGAGUUGAAGGAAACAGACACAUUCAACGUUGGACUGUCCCAGGCUGCGAUGUCGAUAAUAGAGACAUCACUUGCUCUGGAUGCGAAGGCAACGCGGAUAGAAUGGGCCGCCUUACGCAAGAAAAGCCCUGUCAAUAGGACCAUAGUGAGGAAUUCCGCACAUCUAUGGGACCCAUUCGUCGAGAUGCUCGUUUUCUUUCCUGGUAAAGUCAAACUCGGCAAACUCAUGCUGCUCGCCAGUAACGCGCUCUGUGGCGUCGAGAGAUUCGAGCCUCCGAAGCGAGGAGAGGCAAUGGACGAAGGCCGAAAGGCAUUCAAUGCCGACUUCGAAAAGACAGCGGAAGUCGUUGGGCGUAUGAUUGAUCGACUUGGCGAUUUCAAUAUUGCCGACUUGAACACGUUGAUCUCUGACAACGAAGCCAUUUAUCCCAUCAUUGCAGCACUGAUUCACGGCGAAGCCUCGAUACGAGAAGCUGCGACCUCACUCAUCAAAUCCGCCACCGGCGAGGACCAACGGUCAGAAGCUGUGAGCAAGCUUCUUCAGGAUUACUUUGCGGAGUUUCUCUCCGCAUACUGCGAUGUUGUCAAAGCGACCACAUACGGAAAGGGUUCACUGAACCCAUUCGGCCCGAUGCCCAAUAUUUUGAUCUACAACAGAGACAUCCUUAAUGGUCUCUGCGAUACUACCGUGGGUGUUCUCAGAUCCAAGUCUUUGUCCGCAACGGAACGUGCUGCUGUCAUGAAGUGGUGGACAACUCAGUGGGAAUGCCUGCAGCAUGCAUUUGCAAAUACGAGACUUUGGGCCAUUGAGCAUGAGAGAAAGAUGAUGGAAGGGUUUGCCCGAGAUGUCAUGGAGCGUGCAGAUGCUCUGCUUGCGCAGGAUGGUGUUGUGGCUUCAGCACUUGGUGGACAAGCCCGAGGACAAUACAGCGGUGAUGCGAACAUAGACGUAAUGAAGACUCUCCUUGAUCAACCUCGGAAGAACUCCCAAGGCAUGAUGGACAUGUCGAAAUUGCGCGACACAUACCUUCUCGGACUGUGGGUCAAGACACUAGUCAAACUUCUUCGACGCUUGGCAGAAUAUGACAUGAAGCUGGACGAGAAGUCCCUGAAAGUCAUUCGCGAUGUGUGCACGAAGAGGCCAGACGGCAAGUACAUUGCCAACAGCAAUCUUGAUGAAGCUCAGAAAGCGGAGCUCUUGAAAGCGCUAGGAGAGGAUAGCGACGACAGCGACUCCCUCGAUUACAUCGGACGCGUGGACAAACCGAAGAAGCAGAGCACCAUUGAUGCAUGGUCGAAAUCUGCGCCUUCUAGUACGGGUUCCGGCAGCUCUAGAGGUACAACUCCAUCCUCCACCAUUCGGACCAACCGCGAUGAUGUGAAGGAGCUUACCCCUAAUGUGGAUAAGUACAAAGCCACUCUCGACAAGAUGAAAUCGCGGGCACAGCCACUAAAACCCGACCCGAAAGCCAUAGCGGCAAGCACUGCCGCAGUGCUGGAAGCAAGGCAAAAGGCGAAGGCAGAGAAAGCAAUUCGAGACGCGGAGGCCAUUGCGAAAGCCAAAGCGCUCCGCGGCCCAUCGAAACUCGUUCAAGGCGAAGGUUCCGGGUUGCAGAACCUCACUGGUGUUCCGGGGAAAGACCACGCUCCGCAAAAGAGUGAGAUUAUGGUAGAUAGUAGCUCCGAAGAUGACGACGAUUCAGAAGAGGAAAUGGUCGUCUCUAGAACCAAGCGACCUGGGAUGAGCAUCCUUGAUCCUGCACGGCGACGACGUGAAUUGGAGCUGCUUCAGAAGGCUCGUGGGCCAGUCAAGAAGACCAAAGUUCAACGCUCGGCUAAGGACAUGCGAGCUCGUCUCAUUCCACCGAUGGACGUCUUGCACCAAGCCAUAUUGGAAUGGGAUAUCUUCCAUGAAGGUAACGAUCCGCCGAAUGGAUAUAAGUGCGAAGCAGUAUCUUCAUCUUACCUUACGCCGAGGGACUACAAGCAGACAUUCUUCCCAUUACUGAUCUAUGAGGCUUGGCGAUCUUUUGUCACGUCGAAGGAAGAAUCGACGUCGAAGCCUUUUGGGAUACGGGUUAUCAACCGCAUGUCUGUCGAUAGAUUUCUUGAAGUCACAACCUCAAUGCCUUCCAAAGCAAAUAAGGACCUUAGCCUUUCAGAGGGUGAUAUUGUCCUUAUCUCCAAGGCUGACAAUCCUCUAAACGAGAAAGAAUCUCCGCAUUGCCUUGGACGUAUCUGGAAGACCACGUACAAGAAAGAUACCCUUGAAGUUGCAUACCGCCUCAACUCGGUGAACAAUCAACUCCUCCCUCAGUUGAUCCCUGGUGCCGAAUUUCAUGCUGUCAAAAUCACCAAUAUGACCACAAUCGAACGUGAGUAUGCGGCACUGGAGAGUCUGCAAUACUACGAUCUCAUGGACGAGAUCAUCAAAGCCAUACCGUCACCUAUUCUCAAGUUUGGAGAAGAAGCAGUGGGCAAUGUUAUGAAGAAUUAUGACCUGAACCCAGGCCAAGCCAAAGCAAUCUUAAAUGCCAAGGAGAAUGAUGGCUUCACCCUCAUUCAAGGUCCCCCAGGAACUGGCAAAACGAAGACAAUUGUCGCAAUGGUAGGAGCUCUCCUGACCGGGCAUGUGGGCAACAAAUCCGCAGCUGUUGCAAUCAAGACUCCUCAUGUAGUAGGACAAGCUGGUGCACCACAGGCGCCAUCAAAGAAGCUCUUGAUUUGCGCGCCCAGUAACGCCGCUGUUGACGAAAUCGUGCUACGACUCAAGGCUGGCGUCAGGACCUUGAAUGGCUCAUCUCACAAAAUUGAAGUGCUCCGCCUUGGACGUAGUGAUGCGAUCAAUGCGAGCGUUAGAGAUGUCACUUUAGACGAGCGCGUCAAAGCCGAAAUGGAUGCUGCAAUCAAUAAGAACGGAUCAGUCAGUGACCGCGAAAAGAUGCAUAAAGAAGCCGGAGAGAUCAAGAUUCAAUUGAAUAGCCUUCGGCCGAUGCUGGAAGCAUCCAGAGCUGAAAAUGAUCGUGAUGCCACGAUGAAACUUCAGCGACAGUUCGACGAUUUGAAGAGACGCCAAGCACAUAUUGGUGCGAAAAUCGAUGCAGACAAAGACAGCGGCAACACGUACGUACGAGAAAGCGAAAUCAAACGCAGGCAGAUUCAACAACGAAUACUUGACUCUGCUCAAGUCCUUUGUGCGACACUCAGUGGAAGUGGCCACGAGAUGUUCAAGAAUCUUAAUGUUGAAUUUGAGACUGUCAUUAUCGAUGAGGCUGCUCAAAGUAUUGAGCUCAGUGCUCUGAUUCCACUCAAAUACGGAUGCUCCAAGUGCAUCCUUGUUGGAGAUCCCAAACAGUUGCCGCCCACGGUCCUUUCCCAGUCUGCCUCUCGUUAUGGCUAUGAUCAGAGCUUGUUCGUGCGCAUGCAGCAGAAUAAGCCUGAAGAUGUCCAUCUCCUAGAUCGCCAGUAUCGUAUGCAUCCUGAAAUCAGUUUAUUCCCCAGCACCGAGUUCUACGAAGGACGCUUGGUGGACGGAGACAAUAUGGCGCGUUUGCGCCAGCAGCCAUGGCACAGUAGCGAGCUUCUGGGGCCAUACCGUUUCUUCGACGUUGAAGGUGCUCAGGAGCGAGGAGCGAGAGGCAAGUCCUACGUAAACUACAAGGAAAUACAGGUUGCGAUGCAGCUCUAUAGCAGAUUCCGAACCGAUUACUCGGGUUAUGAUCCCAAGGGAAAGAUCGGAAUCAUCACCCCGUAUAAGUCGCAGCUCAUGGAACUGCGUCAACGGUUCACAGACAGAUACGGCGAGGCUAUUACCGAUGACAUCGAGUUCAACACAACAGACGCCUUCCAGGGUCGUGAAUGCGAGAUCAUCAUCUUCUCUUGUGUCAGAGCUAAAGAAACCGGCGGUAUUGGAUUCAUGCAGGAUAUUCGACGUAUGAAUGUCGGUUUGACUCGAGCUAGGUCCUCUUUGUGGAUUCUCGGAGACUCUCGAGCCCUUAUGCAGGGUGAAUUCUGGGGCAAGCUCAUCAAAGAUGCGAAGGCUCGAGAUCGAUAUACAAGAGGAGACGUGCUUUCUCUGUUGAGGCAGCCAGGGAGGAAGGUGGCCUUCCCGAAUGCUUCAUCGGCUGUUCAAAACGGAAAACUCAGCCAAGCCCCUACGCCCCCUGUCAAGGGAAUUGAUGAAGACACGGACAUGCCAGAUGCGCCGACAUUUGCACAGCAACCUUCGACCUAUGCGAUGGCAAAUCAACCUCCGGCAGCCCAGCCACGGGGGUCCAUUGGAGGAUUAAAUGAGCGCGGAGAGGCUCUGGGAAUUGCGCCGCGCCUCGAUGGUGUGCCCCAAAUCCGCACGCCUGCGUCUGCAGAACCUGGAGCCUCCAAGAAGAGGAUGCUUGCAGGGAGUGACGAAUCUGUUCCAUCAGCUAAGAGGAUGGCCCUCCCACCAAAGAAGAGGGCACCUGCAGACCCUUUCAUUCAGAAGAAGAAACCCACUAAACGAUAA
Messenger RNA from Phaeoacremonium minimum UCRPA7, 4572 nucleotides. RefSeq names its product putative dna-binding protein smubp-2 protein. The transcript has 2 exons. Bases 1 to 4572 code for a protein of 1523 amino acids. Gene Ontology annotation, molecular function: helicase activity; transcription termination site sequence-specific DNA binding. The record is from RefSeq and is a predicted model, not a curated record. Gene Ontology annotation, biological process: termination of RNA polymerase II transcription. Gene Ontology annotation, cellular component: nuclear body. Lineage: Eukaryota; Fungi; Ascomycota; Sordariomycetes; Togniniales; Togniniaceae.